AUGUCUGAAAAUGGAAUUUCAAGUGGAUUCUUGCAUAGGAAUGCUGACAACCUGCUCGUGCUGCAAAAAAGCGAGAGCUCAGAGGACGAUGACAGGAAACUGAAGAGACGAGAGAAAAACAGAGUUGCAGCUCAAAGGAGUCGGAAAAAACAGACACAGAAGGCCGAUGAACUGCAUGAGGAGUUUGAAUGUCUAGAGCAGGAGAACAGCCUGCUGAGGAAGGAGGUACAGACCUUAAGAGAGGAGCAGAGACGUCUGACUGAGGCCCUCAAGGCCCAUGAGCCGCUAUGUCCCAUCAUGCACUGUGCCAUCAACCUGGUGUCCAUCCCAAGGUCGGAGAUCAUGGCCAGCUGUCUGCCCAGAUAGAGCGAAAAUCCUGUCUGAAAACCUGCCUUUGCACUC
Molecule: messenger RNA, 402 nt
Organism: Megalops cyprinoides (Indo-Pacific tarpon)
Lineage: Eukaryota; Metazoa; Chordata; Actinopteri; Elopiformes; Megalopidae
Gene: batf3
Product: basic leucine zipper transcription factor, ATF-like 3
Exons: 3
Coding region: 1-366 (121 amino acids)
Biological process (GO): regulation of transcription by RNA polymerase II
Cellular component (GO): nucleus
Molecular function (GO): DNA-binding transcription factor activity, RNA polymerase II-specific; RNA polymerase II cis-regulatory region sequence-specific DNA binding
Source: RefSeq, a predicted model, not a curated record